AUGGAUAUGAUUGGUGGCAUGGACUUCAUUAAUCAACUUAACAACUUCACAUUAUAUCGGACUAACAAUCAAUCGUUUCACUCUGGAUAUCGAUACAAGUAUCGACUACCUUUUGAACAUGUGAAUGAUUCAAUGUCUAAGACGAUUUGGUUUCAAGAUCGUUGGCAUCACUUGAUCACGAUAUCUAUAGCCUACAUUGUUCUCAAACAAAGUUUGUCCAAUAUCAUCAUUGCUUUUGUUCGCAGCGCAGAGGAUUUUUUGUUUUCUCUCUCCUCGUCAUUCUACGACUCUGUCUGCCGGAGUGUACAGCCGAGUGAUGUUGCUGCUUUUUGGGCCCUGACUUUUGCUGUUAACAAGAUUGCUGAAUUUGGGGAUCUAUUGUUCAUCGUUUUACGCAAACGACCCCUCAUG
Messenger RNA from Mesorhabditis belari, 411 nucleotides. Lineage: Eukaryota; Metazoa; Nematoda; Chromadorea; Rhabditida; Rhabditidae. The record is from the annotation of a GenBank genome assembly.